This is a messenger RNA of Pollicipes pollicipes, 1095 nucleotides long. Its product is annotated as ras-related protein Rab-28-like. Bases 38 to 820 code for a protein of 260 amino acids. The transcript has 6 exons. Gene Ontology annotation, molecular function: GTP binding; GTPase activity. The record is from RefSeq and is a predicted model, not a curated record. Lineage: Eukaryota; Metazoa; Arthropoda; Thecostraca; Pollicipedomorpha; Pollicipedidae.
UAGAACAAGGCCCUGGGGGUUGCCGAGGUCAUAAUCGAUGAUGGAAAGCCAAGAAGAGGAAGGUGGCAUAUCAGAGGGGCAGCUGAAAAUUGUUCUUGUUGGAGACUCAGGCUCUGGAAAAACGGCGCUAUGCUGCCGGUACACCCAGGACACGUUCAGCCCGGUACACUCGUACACGUCGGGCGUGGAGUUCUACCUGAAGCGGAUCCGCCUGACACAGGAACGCUCAGUGACCCUGCAGCUCUGGGAUGUCGGCGGCACCUCUCUCUCUGGGGGCAUGCUCGACAAAUAUUUGUACGGCGCCCACCUGGCGUUGUUUGUGUACGAUGUGAGCAACUACACGUCGUUUGAGAACCUGGAGACGUGGCUGAUGGCGGUCACGGAGGCGACACGCCACCAGAGCCGGCCGCUCCGCCGCAUCCUUAUCGCCAACAAAUGUGAGUGGACCGAGGCGCGAGAGCGAAGGAACCCUCGCAUGGCGGGCCGGGCGCCGUCGGUGGCGCUCCGGGGCGGUUUUGUGGGGAGGCAUUCCGCCCUGGAGCACAUCCGAGCGGUGCGCGUCGACAAGCACAAGAGCUUCGCGGCCGAGCAUGACAUGCUGGCCUUCCUGGUCUCUGCGCAGAGUGGCGAACACGUGGCCCAGGUGUUCCAGCACCUGGCGGCUGUGACGCUGGGCGCGCGCCUCACCCGGGCCGACAUGGAGCACGUGACGCCGGUGGUGCGCGCCCAGAUCGCCAAGCCGCGGCCCGAGACGGCGCUGCCCCGGCCGCCCACCGCCAGCAAGAUGCGCGUGUCGUCCGAGCUCUGCUGCCUGCAAUAGGCCGGCCGACUGGCGCCCCGGCGGGGGAGGUGGCCUGCUGGGCCGUGCGCGUGCUCCACUCCGUUCCGGGUCCCGCUGUUUCGCGGGAAGGCGUCGCGGUGCGGCGGCGGGGCGCGUCCCACCGAAACGUCGCGUCAGGAGCAGAGGGGCCGUUGCAGAAGGCCCAGGUUCCGCCGGCGACUGCUGCUCGCUGCAGCGAAGACCGCUACGACCGGGAAGGGCGCUCGCCGGCGGGUGUGUGUCCAGUGCGGAGGCCGGCCGGCGUCGUAACGUGU